Molecule: messenger RNA, 2470 nt
Organism: Schistocerca americana (American grasshopper)
Lineage: Eukaryota; Metazoa; Arthropoda; Insecta; Orthoptera; Acrididae
Exons: 4
Coding region: 157-624 (155 amino acids)
Biological process (GO): regulation of synaptic transmission, cholinergic; sleep; positive regulation of voltage-gated potassium channel activity
Source: RefSeq, a predicted model, not a curated record
GUCUACGGGUAACACACACUUCCUGUCCAUGAGAGGGCAGUCCGCGUGGCGGCGCUGGAGUCGGGCCCAGCGAGUCAGCCGAGCUAACGGACUCCGGCUGAAGAGUGAGCGCCAGCAGCAGCAAGAGCGGCACCACCACUGCCAGACACUGCCGACAUGGACCGCCGGCCAAUCAUCGCCUUGCUCCUGCUGGUCGUCUGCGUGCACUCAGGGUUCUCGGUUGUGUGCUACCAGUGCAACUCGCAGUACGACCCCCGGUGCGGCGACCCAUUCGACCCGUACACCCUGGGCGAGGUGAACUGCAGCAUGAAGCCGCCGCUGGAGCACCUGGGCAAGAUCCAGCCCACCAUCUGCCGCAAGAUCGUCCAGAGAGUGUACGGGAAGACUCGUGUGGUACGCGGCUGCGGCUACCUGACGGAUGACUCGAAUUCCGACGGCCGCUCGUGCUUCCAGCGAUCGGGCACACACGAUGUGCACGUGCAGUACUGCACGUGCAACGAGGACCGCUGCAACUCAGCGCGCUCGCGGUCUGGCCCGGCGGCGGGUGCGCUGCUGGCGAUAGCGUUGUUGGCGGCUGGCGCAGGCGCUGGCGCCAGUGUGUCGGCUGCCCCCAGCGCCUUAUAACGCCGCCUCGCCGGCCGGCUGUCGCCACACCAACCAUCCGACCUCCAGGCAGCACCAGCAGCAAAGCCCGCUAGCAGAGACGCCACGGAACGCCAGUUAACCCGCGUUUGCAAAACCUCUCGCGUCGCAGUCGACACCUACGUCUCGCCACGACCCGUCACCCGCCUUCAGUUACGUUUCCCACACGAGCCUCGUACGCAGUGUCGUAUCGAAUGUUUAAGUUUAGAUUUCACACACCCAAAAUCUACUGCUUUUCAGUCUCCCCUGUACUUUCUUUUCUUGCAAAAUUCGCUUAGUUUAGAAGCGUUGCAGUCUGUGUUCAGUACCUCGUCGCAUUAAGCACGAAGUAAUCGCACAUUUACCACGGUUUGUGCGUUGGAAGUAUAUAUGAAACUGAUUUAUUUUUCACGAACAGCACGAAUAUUUCAUUCGAAUAGAGAGGCAAUACUUUCGGUAACAAAUACAGAAUGUCGGCAUGCAGUAAAAGAAAUUAAUGGCAAAGCGACAUGAGAAAUACUUCUUUCACUAAGCUAUUUCUCCGAUUCACAAGUCACACUGUCUCUAAUUUUGAUGUGGCUUACCGUACUACGGAACAAAAAGAACUGUACAUCGAUUGAUUAAUUAAAUUUAACUGUUUAGACAGUACGACAUCCAAUCGACAGUCCAAAUCAGCCAAUAUAAAAAUCAGUACAACAAAGGUACUAAGCAACAAUUGCUUCAUACUCGGCUAUUUCGAUAGCAGUCAUUAGCCUAUAGAUAUUGUAAUUAGACUGUUCUGCGUUAAAAUUGUAGUGGUGGAACUGUGAUGAGAAGAACCAUGUAAUUCGUACAGAAAUUACUAGACCAUUUAACUGUGUUACGACACCGGUGGUAUUGCAAAUGCGCAGUUUGUAGCGAGGAAAAAACACAAUGUAGCAUAAAAUGUAGUAGGCGUCACGCUUGAGGAAGACGUUUAAUGCUACAAGAUUGCAGCAGAGCAGAAUUUUGCCAGAAGGAUUAUUUGAUUUUUUUUUUUUUUUCAGAUCACUUGCAAAUUUCUUACCAGAUGACGUAUGAGGUUGCCUGCGUGUAGAUGCGUUAAGCCUUUGAAAAAAAGUUCUAUUUAAAAGUUAUAAUAAGUAGGGUCUUAAGUAGUUAAGUGUAUUUGUAAACCAAAAGUAUUAUGAUCAGCAGCUCGUCUGUAGUUGGAUAGUUGUAUACACGAUGGAAAAUAGUUCACGAAUGAGAUCCAGAAAUACGUAUCAACCACAGUGAGGAAGGGAAACCGUAAUAUUAAAGACACGUUGCUGGGAAGUGUUUCAAUACAACGUGAAUUUUGCUUACUACAUGUGGCUCAUGCUUGAUCGAUGUAAAGAAUGAAACUGCAAUUUUGAUAAAGUAAUAUGGUAGAAGCUAUAUAAUGUGCGUGAAGUGUGGCGACAUUGUUUGUUUCUUCAUCUUUCAUUUUUGUGUCGCUGAUAAAAUGUUAAUUGUCAUGGGCAAUAACUAUAAAGCAGAGCAAAAGAAUUCAUGUAAUUAUUAAAUGUUCAGUUAUUGUGUUAUAUUUGCAUGAAUAAAAAAUAAUAAGAACUAGAAUGUUACAACUAAUGAUAUUCUUCACGUACCUCAUAAAAAGGAAAUGUAAGUAAUGUUGGUUUAGUUACAAAUAUUGUAGCUUGUGACGUGAAAUCUUUUGAGCUUUCGGUUAAGUAACCAUUGCAUACUCUGUAAGGAAAAAAUAAUUCUUUACUAUUUUUUUAUAAUACACUUGGAGACUGCUCACAAUAAGAACAACAGGCUAUGUUUACAACAAUUAUGUUAAUCUACCAUUUUUGAGUUAAUUAAAACACUACGAUAUCAGCAUUAG